ACCUCCUCCUCCCGAUUCCCUCCUGGCGCCGCUAAGUUUCUCUACUCGGCACCGCACGCAGAGUCCCGGGGCCCGGCCCCGGUCCCCCCACCACCCCCGAGCCAUGCUGUGCGGCCUCUGGAGGAGCCGCCACCGGCGGCCAGAGGAGCCCCCCGUGCCGGCCCAGGUCGCAGCGCCCGUCGCGCUCCCGUCCCCGCCCGCGCCCCAGGACGGCGGCACCAAGAGGCCCGGGCUGCGGGCGUUGAAGAAGAUGGGCCUGACCGAGGACGAGGACGUGCGUGCCAUGCUGCAGGGCUCCACGCUCUGCAAGAUCCGCUCGCGGACGUGGCACAAGGAGCGGUUCUACCGGCUGCAGGAAGACGGCCUGAGCGUGUGGUUCCAGCGGCGCAUCCGGCGCGCGCCGUCUCAGCACAUCUUCUUCGUGCAGCACAUCGAGGCCGUCCGCGAGGGCCACCAGUCCGAGGGCCUGCGACGCUUCGGGGGCGCCUUCGCGCCGGCGCGCUGCCUCACCAUCGCCUUCAAGGGGCGCCGCAAGAACUUGGACCUGGCGGCGCCCACGGCCGAGGAGGCGCAGCGCUGGGUGCGGGGUCUGGCCAAGCUGCGCGCGCGCCUCGACGCCAUGAACCAGCGUGAGCGCCUCGACCACUGGAUCCACUCCUAUCUGCACCGGGCGGACUCCAACCAGGACAGUAAGAUGAGCUUCAAGGAGAUCAAGAGCCUGCUGCUCAUGGUCAACGUGGACAUGAACGACAUGUACGCCUACCGCCUCUUCAAGGAGUGUGACCGCUCCAACAACGAGCGGCUGGAGGGGCCUGAGAUCGAGGAGUUCCUGCGGCGGCUGCUGAAACGCCCGGAGCUGGAGGAGAUCUUCCACCGGUACUCGGGCGAGGACCGCGUGCUGAGCGCCCCUGAGCUGCUGGAGUUCCUGGAGGACCAGGGCGAGGACGGCGCCACGCUGGCCCGCGCCCAGCAGCUCAUCCACACCUAUGAGCUCAACGAAACAGCCAAGCAGCACGAGCUGAUGACCCUGGACGGCUUCAUGAUGUACCUGUUGUCACCCGAGGGGGCUGCCCUGGACCCAGCCCACGCAUGCGUCUUCCAGGACAUGAACCAGCCCCUCGCCCACUACUUCAUCUCCUCCUCCCACAACACCUAUCUGACCGACUCUCAGAUCGGUGGGCCCAGCAGCACUGAGGCCUAUGUUAGGGCCUUUGCCCAGGGAUGCCGCUGCGUGGAGCUGGACUGCUGGGAGGGGCCAGGAGGGGAGCCUGUCAUCUACCACGGGCAUACCCUCACCUCCAAGAUCCUCUUCCGAGACGUGGUCCAGGCCGUGCGUGAUCACGCCUUCACGCUGUCCCCAUACCCCGUCAUCCUGUCCCUCGAGAACCACUGCGGGCUGGAGCAGCAGGCCACCAUGGCCCGCCACCUCCGCAGCAUCCUUGGGGACAUGCUAGUGACGCAGGUGCUGGACUCCCAGAACCCUGAAGAGCUGCCGUCCCCAGAGCAGCUGAAAGGCCGGGUCCUGGUGAAGGGGAAGAAGCUGCCAGCCGCGCGGAGCGAUGAGGGUCGGAUUCUCUCAGACCGGGAGGAGGAGGAGGAAGAGGAGGAUGACGAAGAGGAGGCGGGGGCUGCAGAGCAGAGGCGGCGGGCCAAGCAGAUCUCCCCGGAGCUGUCGGCCCUGGCCGUGUACUGCGGCGCCACCCGCCUGCGGACCCUGCGGCCUGCCCCGCCCCCGCCCCCGCCCGGCCAGGUCAGCUCCCUCAGCGAGCGCAAGGCCAAGAAGCUCAUCCGAGAGGCAGGGAACAGCUUCGUCAGGCACAACGUCCACCAGCUGACCCGCGUCUACCCGCUGGGGCUGCGGAUGAACUCGGCCAACUACAGUCCCCAGGAGAUGUGGAACUCGGGCUGUCAGCUGGUGGCCCUGAACUUCCAGACGCCAGGUUACGAAAUGGACCUCAACGCUGGGCGCUUCCUCAUCAACGGGCAGUGUGGCUACGUCCUGAAACCCGCCUGCCUGCGGCAGCCUGACACGACCUUUGACCCUGAGUGUCCUGGACCCCCCAGAACCACACUCACCAUCCAGGUGCUGACUGCACAGCAGCUGCCCAAGCUGAACGCCGAGAAGCCAAACUCCAUCGUGGACCCCCUGGUGCGCAUCGAGAUCCACGGGGUGACCUCAGACUGUGCCCGCAAGGAGACCAACUAUGUGCUCAACAACGGCUUCAACCCCCGCUGGGGGCAGACCCUGCAGUUCCAGCUGCGGGCUCCGGAGCUGGCGCUGGUCCGGUUCGUGGUCGAGGAUUAUGACACCACCUCCCCUAAUGACUUUGUGGGCCAGUUUACGCUGCCUCUCAACAGCCUGAAGCAAGGGUACCGCCACAUCCACCUGCUUUCCAAGGACGGGGCCUCGCUGUCACCAGCCACGCUCUUUGUCCACAUCUGCAUCCAGGGCUCCUGACGACACAGCUGACCCUCCCUGGGGUUCUGCAGGUGCCAGUCCACCUCCCGUGGCGGAGGCCCUCUCCUGCUCUGGAGCGGAGGGGUGAUGGGAGUGCCAGCCCCUCCAGCCUACCUGCUUAGCCUGCUCGCCAGCCCCUGGUCUCGGUGGGAUGCGGAGGGCUGCCUCGGCCCCUCCUGAAGCACAGGCAGGUGAUCUUUUCUCUGGGCCGUGAGAUGGUCCAGCCCACCUGUUCUCAUGGCUUAUGGAGAGCCAGGUCCAUGGCUGCCUGGAGACCCGGAGCAGGUCACGGGAACCCGCGGCCGCCCUCUGCCACAAGGAGUCCAGCCACCCCCUGAAGCCCUCCUUCCCCCUCCAGGCUUUCCUAGGCCCUCUCCCUCCCGCUCUUGAAUCUGAGCUCCCUUCCCUUGUUAAAGCAAGCAGGGAGUGGGGAAGCUCAGAGCCCUGGGGAAACCUAGGAGCAGGUUUUUAAUCUGUGUCAUAGAAGAGCCCUGGAGAGGGCAGUAGAGCAAAAUAAAGAGGCAAGUUUAGGAGUUCCCGCUGUGGCACAGUGGGUCAGUGA
Molecule: messenger RNA, 3020 nt
Organism: Phacochoerus africanus (Common warthog)
Lineage: Eukaryota; Metazoa; Chordata; Mammalia; Artiodactyla; Suidae
Gene: PLCD3
Product: phospholipase C delta 3
Exons: 15
Coding region: 104-2458 (784 amino acids)
Biological process (GO): lipid metabolic process; intracellular signal transduction
Molecular function (GO): phosphatidylinositol-4,5-bisphosphate phospholipase C activity
Source: RefSeq, a predicted model, not a curated record